Nicotiana attenuata is the source of this 735-nucleotide messenger RNA. RefSeq lists its product as uncharacterized. The transcript has 2 exons. The record is from RefSeq and is a predicted model, not a curated record. The coding region runs from base 1 to 735 and encodes 244 amino acids. NCBI's taxonomy places the organism in Eukaryota, Viridiplantae, Streptophyta, Magnoliopsida, Solanales, Solanaceae.
AUGGAUUGGUUUGAGGAAGGGGAUAGAAAUACUAGAUUUUUUCAUAACCAUGACAAUGGUAAGAGGAAAAAACUACAAUUGAAAAGGAUCCAAAAUAAUGAUGGUGCAUGGAUUGAAUCUCAAGAGUUAUUGUCUACUGCUGCAAUUGAGUUUUUCCAAAAGCAGUUCACUAAGGAAGAGGAUCCUACAAGCUUUGAUCUCUUAAACAAUGUGCCUUCAAUGGUGACAAGGGAGCAAAACCUAGAGCUAUGUAGAUUGCCUACUAGAGAGGAGGUGAAGACAGCAGUGUUUGCAUUGAGUAGUGAGAGUGCAAGUGAUCCAGAUGGCUUUUUUGGCUUAUUCUUUCAAGCAUGCUGGGACAUUGUAUUCUCAAGGGUGGCACAUGAUAGAUUGGAGAAGAUGCUGCCUUCCUUGAUCUCUUCAAAUCAAUCUGGUUUUGUUAAGGGAAGGAGUAUAUUUGAGAACAUUCUAUUAACUCAAGAGAUUGUUACAGACAUUAGAUUGAGAGGGAAUCUUGCCAAUGUUGUUAUCAAGCUGGAUAUGGCAAAGGCUUAUGAUAUGGUGUCAUGGAAAUACAUAAUGCAUGUGUUAAGAAAGAUGGAGUUUGCAGAAUGCUUCACCAACAUGGUGUGCAAUCUGAUUGCUAACAAUUGGUACUCAGUCAUGGUUAAUGGGCAAGCUUCAGGAUUUUUUCAUUCAACAAGGGGUGUGAAGAUCACUGAACAAAUUGUUUGA